Molecule: messenger RNA, 1638 nt
Organism: Leptopilina boulardi
Lineage: Eukaryota; Metazoa; Arthropoda; Insecta; Hymenoptera; Figitidae
Exons: 1
Coding region: 1-1638 (545 amino acids)
Source: RefSeq, a predicted model, not a curated record
AUGUGUCCUAACCUCGAAACGAAGAAUGUUACAGAUGAUUCUACAUCGGUUAAAAAUGAUUGCAUUUUGGCUAAUCAGAGCAAUGAUCCUGAAGUCUUCAUGCAAACUCUAAAAGUAAAAUUGUGCAACGAAAAUAAAGGAAUUUCUGUGCGCGUUGUAAUAGAUACCGGGUCUCAGAAAUCAUAUAUCACAAAAGAAAUGUGUAAACUGAUAGGUUAUGAGCCUAUUUCGGAACAGCUAAUGAUACAUUCUUUAUUCGGUGGUAAAAAUUCCGGUACGGUUACGCAUAAAAAAUACAACGUUCGUUUGGAAAGUUUAAAUGACAGAAAUUCGUUUAAUUUCGUCGCUCUUGAUCAGAACGUGAUUUGCAAUCACGUACCCUCGGUAAAAAACGGUAUUUGGAUUCAAGAACUUAAAAAAUUGAACAUUAAAAUCAGUGAUUUCGAAACUAAUGAUAAUUCUGUUGCGUUGUUGAUUGGAGCUGAUUUUGCUGGCAGAUUGUUAACCGGUCAACGAAAACUUCUCGAUUGUGGUUUAGUUGCAGUGGAAACCGUUCUUGGGUGGACAUUGAUGGGCGAAGUUCCACAAAAUGAUAUUGAACGAGAGAAUCCUAUUUUACUUGCAACCACCCUAUUCGUGAAAAAUGAUAAUAUCAGUGAUUUAUGGUCUUUGGAAGUUCUGGGGAUAAAAGACCCGAUUGAAUUAAAAACACAAGGUCAACUCGAAGAAGAGGUUACCCAAGAGCUCCUGAAAACGCUAAAAAUGAAUGAAGAAGGCCGUUACGAAGUUGAAUUGCCGUGGUUACCAAAUCAUCCUGAACUAAAAGACAACAAGGACAUGGCUAUGAGACGUCUCCAAUCUACGGUGAAAAAAUUGAAGUCCGAGGAACUGUACGAGGCCUACGAUGCAGUAUUAGAUGACUGGAUGCAGGAAGGCAUAAUCGAGUACGUUCCAAAGGAAGAAGAAGAUCAAUGGGGUCGUUAUUUACCACAUCGCCACGUAUUGAAGGAAAAUAGUACAACCAAACUGAGACCAGUAUUCGACGGUUCAGCCAGGGAUAAGUCAUCACCGUCGCUCAACGAAUGUUUGGAGAGAGGUCCCAACCUCAUCGAAAUGGUAACAUCUAAUUUAUUACGCUUUCGUCAAGGUAAGAUUGGUAUCGUUUCAGACAUUAAAAAAGCUUUCUUGCAAAUUAGUAUUGAUCCUAGAGACAGAGAUUCCUUAAGAUUUUUAUGGUUAUCAGACAAUGGAGAAACUGUAAUUUUACGUCAUCGUCGAGUAGUUUUUGGUGUCAAUUCGAGUUCCUUUAUUUUAAAUGUCGUAAUAAAUGAGCAUUUACAAAAAACUUUAGACGGUUUACUUGAUGGAUCAAUAACAAAGUACAGUAAAGAAAAUAUUGCUAAACUCAAAAAAAGUUUUUAUGUUGACAAUUGUUUAGCAAGUGUCAAUUCAAGCGAAGAAUUAACGAAUUUCAUUAUCGAUUCUAGAGCUGUGAUGGAGGAAGCUGGGUUCGAUCUUCGAGGGUGGGAGUAUAAUCACGAUAACUCGCACCAAAGCCAAGCUGUAGUUCUGGGAUUGAUCUGGAAUAAAGAGGAUGACUGUUUUUCGCUGAAUCUGUCUGCCCUGGACCAGUGUUGA